Messenger RNA from Populus euphratica (Euphrates poplar), 810 nucleotides. RefSeq names its product F-box protein CPR30-like. NCBI's taxonomy places the organism in Eukaryota, Viridiplantae, Streptophyta, Magnoliopsida, Malpighiales, Salicaceae. The record is from RefSeq and is a predicted model, not a curated record. The transcript is spliced from 2 exons. The coding region runs from base 1 to 810 and encodes 269 amino acids.
AUGGACUGCUUGCUUGGUUACGUUCUGAUAAGAAGAAGACUAUUGCCAUGUAUAACUCGUGUACAAGAGAAUACAAAAUACUACCCUCUACACUGUUUGAGUUGCGCAUACCUAGCUAGCAGUAAGGAAAAUGACAAAUUUCGUUGGGAACCAACUCUUUAUGGAUUUGGGUACGAUCCCAUUAAUGAAGACUAUAAAGUUGUGAAGAUUGUUGACUAUUAUGGUACUACUAUUGACAGCCUGCGUAUCACCGUGCUAAUAAAGGGGAGUAUAUAUGGUGUGUUUGCUAACAGUGCUGUUCAGUGGACAGCAAGUACUGAAAUAUUAAGACGAGACCGUUCGCCUACUAUGAUUGUUGCAUUUGGUUUUGGAGUUGAAGGUUUUAGGAUUAUAGUGAAAGCUGUAGAUUUUUUGGCCAAUGAGCAUGAUUAUUUUGAUUUGGGGGUUCUAGGAGGUUGCUUGUGUUUGCUUUGUGCUCAGAUCUGUUCUCGUGUGCAGAUAUGGGCUAUGAAGGACUCUUGGAGUAAGUUGUCUACUGUUGUUUCAGAGCUGCAAGUGGAUCGAUAUAACUUUUAUGUUAGAACUUUAGCUUAUUCAAAGAGUGAGGACAAAGUUCUCUUGGGAUUGGAUAAUACAUUAUUUGUUUGGUGUGAUUCGAGGAUGAGAAAAUCCGAGCUUGUCAAGAUUCAUGGGGCUCCAGGGGUGGUUGCAACUGAGAUUUUUGUAGGAAGCCUUGUUACACUAAAAAAUGGUGGUGGAGGUGGCAAGAUUGAUAGUGGAGGCACAAGAGAAAAAGAAUACCAGGAAUAA